Molecule: messenger RNA, 2488 nt
Organism: Hemicordylus capensis (graceful crag lizard)
Lineage: Eukaryota; Metazoa; Chordata; Lepidosauria; Squamata; Cordylidae
Exons: 10
Coding region: 20-2377 (785 amino acids)
Source: RefSeq, a predicted model, not a curated record
AGAUGAGGCUUUGAACAGGAUGCAAAAAGAAGUCAUGAAGGCAUUGGAAACCAGGAAGCUGAAUGCCAGCAGUACACUGAACAUUGUGCCUGAGAAACUUUUACACAGCAACAUAACAAUGAAGGUCACCGUGAGGCAGAGAAACACCAAUUUAGAGAAAGAUGAGGCUUUGAACAGGAUGCAAAAAGAAGUCAUGAAGGCAUUGGAAACCAGGAAGCUGAAUGCCAGCAGUACACUGAACAUUGUGCCUGAGAAACUUUUACACAGCAACAUAACAAUGAAGGUCACCGUGAGGCAGAGAAACACCAAUUUAGGUGAACUCAACCCACACCUUUUGAAAUCGGUCCAGGAAUUAGAGAAAGAUGAGGCUUUGAACAGGAUGCAAAAAGAAGUCAUGAAGGCGUUGGAAACCAGGAAGCUGAAUGCCAGCAGUACACUGAACAUUGUGCCUGAGAAACUUUUACACAGCAACAUAACAAUGAAGGUCACCGUGAGGCAGAGAAACACCAAUUUAAGUGAACUCAACCCACACCUUUUGAAAUCGGUCCAGGAAUUAGGUAAGCUGAAACCUGAAGAGGUCCUGCAAAUCAAGUGGAAUGACACGUCUGAACUGAAAAAGCUGUACAUGCUGGCCAAUUUGCUACAGAUGGCACUCAGAGAACAAGUUACAGAAGACUUGAUAAGUUACAUUCUUAUCAUUCUGAAACAUGUCAGGGAGUCAAGCCAGCAAGAUCGCUCUCUGCAUGAGGAAGAAACAGCGGCUCCCAGUACCACUACCACCACCACUACCACCACCACUACUACCACUAGCACCACUAGUCCCACUAGUCAGAGUUUGCUGCUGGAGGGUACGUCCAGCUCUUCCCAAAAUGAACCUAGUGAAGGAAACUCAGAGCAGACAUCAGAGAAUGCACCAUUAAUGUCAAAGGAGGCGCUGCUCAACCAGCUCACGCGUGGAACUCAGGAAGGUGGUGUGCCCCAAAUCCCAGGAGAUAAUGCAGAGGCACCCCAAAUCCCAGGAGAUGACACAGAGGCCUCCCAUGAGACACACUGGGAGCAUCAUGAAGUGAAGACCACUGCUCGCCACAAGCUGAACAUCUUGCCCACUGAUGAUGACUACUUGCUUCAAGGGGACCUUUUUGAAGCUGAGCUGAACAAGCGGCUAUCGCCCCUUAUCCCAAACACACCAGUGAGGAACCUCAUAUCCCACACACUCCAUAUCCUCAAAAUGGACUGUACAGUGUCCAGGGUCCAGUUGGCCUGUGCUACGCUAAUCUCCAGAACAGGUCUCCUCAUGAAACUAUUCAGUGAGAGAGAAAACUUCAUGGAUAACUCCGCCUUGUGGAAGUCAUACUUCUUGUCUAUGAAGUAUGUCUCCAACUUGGCCACAGGAAGUCCAAGAAAACUGGGGAAAUCUGAAAUUGGAAGCCAGGGAAUCCCAGAAUAUGGCUAUGGCAAAAAGCUGUUGUUUGCUAUUUCAGUGACUGCAGUGAUAAUAAUCAUCAUUUCAGUAAUUGGGCUGAUUGAGUCUUCCAGUGCAGGUUCUUCAAUGCUCGAUAAGCCUCUUUGGCUCAAGUAUAUGUACCAGCUUCUGGAUGAAGUACGGAAAAAGAGCAUGGUGGACAAAAUGCACGAUGAAGAAUCCUCUGAAGAUGAAGAUAUAUUCAGCUGGGCAAGAGUUCCCGGAGCUCCACCAGGUCCACCAAGCCCAUCACCGGUAGAACAACCGCCUUCAAGAAGGCCCAGCUCAAGAAAAAUGUCACAAAUGACUGCACCGUCCCCUGAUAGAAAGCCCAGUUCCAAGACACUGUCUGCACAUCCGUCCCUCUUUGCACCUCAGUCCGCACCUCCAUCUGUGCCUCCAUCAAUGCCCAUGUAUAUGUCUCCGUAUGUACCUCCAUCCUUACCUCCAUCCGUACCUCCAUACAUAACUCCGUACGGCCCUCCAUCUGCAACUCCAUCCGUACAUCCAUACGUACCCCCAUCAGUAUCUCCAUCCAUCCAUCAGUCCGUACCUCCAUCUGUACUUCAGUCUGUACCUCCAUCCGAAUAUCAGUCCGUACCUCCGUCUGCACCUCACUCCGCACGUCCGUCUGUACAUCAGUCCGCACCUCCGUCCGCACCUCCCUCUGCACCUCACUCCGCACCUCACUCCGCACGUCCGUCUAUACCUGCACCUGUGGAAGGAGCUCCGCACACACCAUCACCAAAAUCAUCAUUGACAAAGCCCCCCAGUGAAGCUUCAAAACGAGGAUCGACGGCAGAAGGUGGCGCUAGCACAGAGUCAAAGAAAGCAAGUUCGGGUGCAGGAAGCCAAGCUGGAGGAAGCCAAGCUGGAGGAAGUGAAGGUAGAGGAAGCGCAACGGAAGAAGAUUGACCUUUGUUCGCUUGUAAAUAAUGUUAUAUUAUCUGUAGAGCUCUGUACAAAGUUCUGUCAUUAUUACUAUUAUAAUACUAUUAUUAUUAUUAAAUACAUAACUCCAAAAGA